Molecule: messenger RNA, 1674 nt
Organism: Penicilliopsis zonata CBS 506.65
Lineage: Eukaryota; Fungi; Ascomycota; Eurotiomycetes; Eurotiales; Aspergillaceae
Exons: 4
Coding region: 1-1674 (557 amino acids)
Biological process (GO): regulation of DNA-templated transcription
Molecular function (GO): zinc ion binding; DNA-binding transcription factor activity, RNA polymerase II-specific
Source: RefSeq, a predicted model, not a curated record
AUGCCCCGAGUAGCGCCUGAAGACAGGAAACGGGCUUUUCGCCCCAAGACACGCACUGGCUGCUCGACCUGCAAGUCCGUCUUCCGCGUCAAUUACUAUUCAGAACGACGCGUCAAGUGUGGCGAGGAGCGCCCGGCGUGUCUGCGCUGCACGUCGACCGGCCGGAAAUGCGACGGAUAUUCGACUCAAGCUUCACCAUCACAAUCUUCACCACCAUCACAAUCACCACCAUCACCACCAGCAUCAUUUAAUUCAUUACUCCUACUUCCCUCCCCCUCUACCUCCCUCUUCACCUCCGACCAGGAACGCCGCUCGUUCCACUUCUUCCUCUCCAGGACCGCCCCCCAGCUCGCCGGCGACUUCAAAUGCGCCUUCUGGGAACGCCUGCUGCUGCAGGCUGCUCACCACGAACCGGCAAUCCGCCAUGUCACCGUCGCCCUGGGCUCGCUGCACGAGCACUUUGAACGCGACGAGGGCGCGCCCUUUCGCUCCGGCCAGAUGACCGCCCACUCCUCCUUCGCUCUGCGCCAGUACCUGCGUGCCAUGCGUUGUCUCAUGCCUGCCCACGGGGCUUCGCAGCCUCUUGAUGUCUGUCUGGUUUCGUGUAUUCUGUUUGCUUGUUUCGAGGCAAUGCGAGGGUACUACGGUUCCGCCAUCACACACAUCACCAGCGGCCUCAAGAUCCUCGGCGAGUUCAAGGCAAACACGGUGCCCAGUUUGUCCUCGUAUCUGGCCGUCUCGGGCGCGAGUCGUACCCCGUACGUGCCCGUCGAUAUCUUGUGCGGACUUUUUACCCGGCUCGAAGCACAAGCGAUGGUGACCGUCCGACACAUGAACGGAUCCAACUUUUCCAACCUCUGGCCCGAGCUGGUUAUCGAUCUGUCCCGCCCUGUUGUCUUCCAUUCGCUCGCCGAGGCGCGCGAGAUGCUCGAGCUGUACACCUACCACUACCGCGUCCACAACACCAAUCUCCAGAACGACAAAAAGGGCGGCAGCGGCAGCGGCCUACACCCCCCCAGCUGUGCCGUCUCGCCAGCCACCCUCCGCGACACCUCGCUGGCCCUCCUGGCCAAAUGGUCUGUAGCUCUGGACGUCUUCCUCCGCCAGCGCGGAGAGAGCCUUACCGACCGGGACCGCCGGGGCGCGAUGGUCCUCCAGAUGCGCAAAAUAGACUGCUACAUCGCGCUAGAUAUCUUGCGGGAAAGCGAUGACUUGAGCGAUGCGACGGACGCCGACCAAGUCAAAUGGGACAGGUACUGUCCGCUGUUCGACCAGAUGGUGCAGAUCGGCGAAUCCAUCGUGCUCCUCUCAACUACUGCUACCACGGAGUCGGGCACGAGCUUCUCCCUCGAUCUAGGUAUAACGGGGUGCAUGUUCAACGCGGCCGCGCGCUGUCGCGACCCGGCCAUCCGCCGUCGCGCCGUACAGGUCCUCCGCGCAGCCGCCGUCCAGGAGGGAGUCUGGAACAGUCGCGUCGUGGCCGAGAUGGCGCAGCAAUGGAUCGCCAUCGAGGAGGAGGGACUGGUCCUCUCCCCGCACACCUGUGCCGAUGUCCCUUCCUGUGCGCGUCUGACGCACUUUUACCCCAUGUUCGAUGCCGACCGGAGGAGUGCCAUGGUUUACUUCUGUUCGCAUGGUUUGGAUGCUGGUCGGGAGGUCCUUUUACAGUGGUAG